AUGAGCCCCAAACUCCAAUCCCUUACCGUCCCUACAUGCCCCUUCUCCCUAAGUCCAAGCUUCUCAAUCGGGGCCCGCGACAGCGGCGUCAACAACCUCCUCGGCGAUGGACUCGGCCUGCUCGGUGAACCACAGGGCCUCAACGGUUCGCACAACCUGAUAGAAUCAGACUCGUCGAAUACGCGGGAUGGCCUGUAUGUCACUGGUGAUGCGUCGACUAUGAACGAGACGCUGUUCAUGGAGUGGUAUGAUUCCUUUGAUGAGGACGGAACGUUCAGCAUGGAUGUGAUGGCUGCGCGGGCGGCGAGGCGGUUCGAGGAGAGUAAGGCUUCCAACCCGGACUUCUUUUAUGGGCCUGUGACGGGCCUGUUUGCGAGGAAUGCUGGGUAUGCGUUCAACGUGAGGUUGCUGGGGAAUUAUUCUGGGGUUGAAGGGGGGCAGGUUUUGACCAAGAAUAUUGCCCGCAGCUUCUACGGCAUGUCAGGCACCAAUAAAGCGGGCCUGUCUUAUGAAAAGGGCCACGAACGCAUUCCCGAAAACUGGCACCGCAGACCCGUCGACUACGGCCUCCUCGAUCUAAACGUCGACCUUCUCGGCUGGGCUAUGAAGUAUCCGGAACUGGCAAGCAUCGGCGGCAACACCGGCACCAUCAACAGCUUCACGGGCGUUGACCUCUCCAACCUUACCUUUAUAACUCUUAGUAAUCUAGGGUUAUAA
This is a messenger RNA of Aspergillus mulundensis, 717 nucleotides long. RefSeq lists its product as uncharacterized. The transcript has 5 exons. The record is from RefSeq and is a predicted model, not a curated record. The coding region runs from base 1 to 717 and encodes 238 amino acids. Gene Ontology annotation, molecular function: peroxidase activity. Lineage: Eukaryota; Fungi; Ascomycota; Eurotiomycetes; Eurotiales; Aspergillaceae.